Molecule: messenger RNA, 984 nt
Organism: Acanthamoeba castellanii str. Neff
Lineage: Eukaryota; Discosea; Longamoebia; Acanthamoebidae
Product: phosphoglycerate mutase family domain containing protein
Exons: 4
Coding region: 1-984 (327 amino acids)
Cellular component (GO): cytoplasm; cytosol
Molecular function (GO): phosphatase activity
Source: RefSeq, a predicted model, not a curated record
AUGGGCGUAAGGCGCAAGCUCGUCUUCACCUUCGUACGACAUGGCGAGACAGAUGAAAACGCGCACAAGAUCCUUCAAGGGUCGAAGCACACACCCCUCAACGAGGCUGGACGCGAGCAGGCCCGCCGCCUCGGUGUUCGCCUGCAGAGGGAGCACGAGAGCACCAGCAAGGGGCGGAUUGGAUCCUCUACCUGCACGAGAGCCGGCACUUUGCAAGCUCAAGAACCUCCCUUCCACUUCAUCUUCUCCUCCAACAACCCAAGAGCGAGCGAAACGUCUGAGAUCGUGGCAGAUCAGCUUUCGCUACCAACGCCAGCACCUUCUUCGGCCCCCUCGCCAACAUGGGGCCAAGUGGUGGCAACUCCGCUCCUCACCGAGAGAAGCCUGGGAGCGUACGAGGGUCGCCGAUCGGAGCAAGUGCUCGACGAGUUCGGCAGGCUCAGAUGGGAUCACCUCCCUGAACCCCGCAUGAUGGGCCUUUGGGACAUCAUCGCUGAGGAAUCCUCAUCGAAUCAAAUGGGCGUUGAAUCGAAGUUCGAGUUCCUCAGCAGAGCGCAGAGGGCGAUUCAAUUCAUGAUUGCCCACAUCGUGUCGUACCUCACGCACUUUGUGUCUAGAAAUGCCAUCCCCGAGAUAAGAGUCCUGUGCGUCUCGCAUGCACUGUUCAUUCGCGCCCUGCUUACCCAGCUGCUCAACAUCGGAACCGAGUGGAUCAUGAACGUGGGAAGCAAGGAGCCAACAAACUUCCGGUGGUUCGCGUGCGAUAUUCGCAACGCCUCCGUCACCCGAGUGCAGACCGAGUUCGUGAUCUACGAUGCCAAGCGCGGACGCAACGACGAUGAAGGCACGGGCGGCCUCAUCGGCGGAGGCGAGAAGAAGCAGGAGUCACUCAAGAAGAAAGUACGGCUCAUGAAUCCGUUCCUGAUCUGCCUCAACGACAGCAGUCACUGCUUCCUCGACUUCACUACCGUCAGCAACGCCUGA